AGUUUAUAUAGCUCCCCCCACAGUCCUUAUUACAAAGUUCAUAAUCUCUCUCUCUCUCUACCCCCUUUUGUUUUUCAUUCUGUUCUCUCACUCUCUCUUAUGAAACGGAGAAUCCCUUCAAUGAUUUUGUCUGAAGAUCAAGAAUGAGCUUCUUUACUUGAAAGAUUUGGUCUAUUUUGAAAAAUACGUUAAAAGUUGAUUUUUUUGAUUUUUUUUAACCAAAAAACUAACUUUUAACAGUAUUGCAAAAAUAGAAAUAAACCCUAACCCAUCAUUCAUUCAAAAGAACUCCAAUAUGGUUUGGUUUGGGAAAAUAUUUACUUGAAAUUUCUUUUAUCUUCACCAAUUCAAGUUUUUGCUGAUUGGCUCUCUUCCUUUCCUCCCUUUUUGGGCAUUUGGCUCUACUCCCAAUUAAAUUUUCAACAACCCUUCUUGGUCUUUGAGUGUUUUUUUUUGGGUCACCCUGGUUGGAAUUUGGAUAUUUUUACACUUGUGAUAAAAUCGUAAUGAUUGUGUGUGAAUAUAGCUCUAAUUUAACAAUGAAUUGCAUAAAUCUUAUAUUCUUGUACAUAAAUGAGUGUUAAAUUGCAUAAAUCUUAUAUUCUUGUACAUAAAUGAGUGUAAUUUAUAAUUUUUAUACUUUUGUUUUUAUUUAUUUUUUUCCGUAUCUCAUUGAUCUUGAUUAAAUAUUUUUAAAAUCUCUCUCCCAUGUGGGGCCUUUAUACUUCUGCCUCCUCAACUGCUAUUAUUUAUCUUGGGCUCAUGAUAUGUGAGAUAUGGUUGUAUUGGAAACUUGCCAUUGUAUCAGUACAAGAGAGUACAGAGCAUGUCCUUUUUACUGUUCUCUAUUAAUGUCAGCUUAUCCAUGUAAUCUCUGAGUAAAGCUCUUCAAUGCCUGUUUUUGAAUCCUGGUACAUAUCUAUUGUUUAAUUGGUUGAUGGGUACUAGGGUUUGUUGGUGAAUUUGAUGAUAAACCCUUUUCUGUUUUAGAAAAAUGGAAUCUGGAAAUGGAUUUUACUCUGUUGAUGAGUUUAGGUUGGAUUCCAAGUGGCUGAUUGAUCCCAAACAUCUCUUUGUUGGGCCAAGGAUUGGGCAGGGAGCUCAUGCCAAAGUAUAUGAGGGAAAAUACAAGAAUCAGAGCGUUGCGAUUAAAAUUGUACAUGGAGGAGACACUCCCGAUGAAAUUGAAAAGAGAGAAUCGCGUUUCGCAAGGGAGGUUGCCAUGUUGUCUAGAGUUCAACACAAGAACUUGGCAAAGUUUAUUGGUGCGUGCAAAGAACCGGUUAUGGUAAUAGUCACCGAGCUCUUGUUAGGUGGAACAUUGCGUAAAUACCUGCUAAACAUGCGUCCAAGUUGUUUAGAUAAAUGUGUAGCAGUUGGUUUUGCGCUUGACAUUGCUCGUGCAGUCGAGUGUUUGCACUCUCAUGGGAUCAUACACCGAGAUCUGAAACCCGAAAACUUAAUCUUGACUGCAGAUCAGAAAACAGUUAAACUCGCGGAUUUUGGAUUAGCAAGGGAAGAGUCGAUAACAGAGAUGAUGACUGCUGAAACAGGGACAUAUCGUUGGAUGGCUCCAGAGUUGUACAGCACUGUUACAUUGAGGCAAGGAGAGAAGAAGCAUUACAACCAUAAAGUAGAUGCAUAUAGCUUUGCCAUUGUGCUUUGGGAGCUUGUACAUAACAAGUUGCCAUUCGAAGGCAUGUCGAAUCUGCAGGCAGCAUAUGCAGCCGCCUUUAAGAAUGCACGACCUAGCUUGGAAGACCUCCCGGAAGAACUGGCCAUAAUUUUGGAUUCAUGUUGGAAGGAGGAUCCAAAUACCCGGCCCAACUUCACUCAGAUUAUACAGAUGCUCCUACAAUAUCUUUCCACCAUCUCACCUCUCAAGCCCGUUUCUAGGCUUUCCAUCCCGGAGAACACCAUCUUGCCUCCAGAAUCUCCAGGCACAAGUUCUUUGAUUGCGCUACAUGAUGACUCAAGGGAAACACCCCGAGGAGAGAUAGAAAACAAACCAAAAAGUUCAUUCUUCUGCUUCAACCAGUGCUAUUAGCCGUUCAAUGACUGAUGAAGAGUGAAAAAAUGGGCUUCAAUCAAUCCCACAAGUUCAUUUUGAUUACAUUGUAAAUGUGAAAUCUUGGAUCAAAUUUUGAUGUUCACUUCAAUUUGUGGGAUGAAAUGUGGAAGCCUUGCAAGAUCUUAGUUCUGAUAACUUAGUUUUUAUGAUAAAAUAACUUCUAGGA
Messenger RNA from Camellia sinensis, 2237 nucleotides. Its product is annotated as serine/threonine-protein kinase STY13. Lineage: Eukaryota; Viridiplantae; Streptophyta; Magnoliopsida; Ericales; Theaceae. Gene Ontology annotation, biological process: signal transduction; protein phosphorylation. The record is from RefSeq and is a predicted model, not a curated record. Gene Ontology annotation, molecular function: protein kinase activity; ATP binding. Gene Ontology annotation, cellular component: cytoplasm.